CCUAUGACCAAUACAGGUACAAUUAAUAUUAUUGAAAAUCACUAUUGUUUCCGAACGAUUUUAUUGCAUGUUGCCCACAAAUAAGUAAUCAUUGCAGAAUCUGUAAAAUGAGUGCACAAUCAGAUUUUGGGUUUUAAAUAAUGCUCCUUUCUCUGACGCCAAAGGCACACCGGUUUCCUGCAAUCUUCAAAUUCUACCAGUUUCUUCCUCCAACAAAUUCAGUUUCGAAAAAUGAGAACCCAUAACCGUAACCGCCGCAGCCUCCCACUCUUAAUCAUUUUGAUGUUCCUCUCAACAGAUUCAGUGUUUCUCCCAGCACAAUCCGACGCCACUCCCCCAUUUUCAUGCGAUCCAUCAAACCUCUCCACAAAUCUCUUUCCCUUCUGCAACACUAGUUUACCCAUCGCUGCCAGAGUGAAGGACAUCGUGUCCCGCCUCACGCUCGAUGAGAAAAUCCAGCAGCUCGUCAACAACGCUGCCGCCGUCCCCCGCCUCAACAUCUCCGCCUACGAGUGGUGGUCGGAGGCGCUGCACGGCGUCUCGCGCCACGGCAAAGGCGUCACUUUCAGCGGCUCCAUCAAGUCGGCCACCAUGUUCCCCCAAAUCAUCCUCUCCGCCGCCUCCUUCGAUUCGCAGCUCUGGUACCGCAUCGCGCAGGCGAUCGGAAAAGAGAGCCGAGCGUUCUUCAAUGCAGGACAGGGGAAGGGGAUGACAUAUUGGGCGCCAAACAUAAAUAUCUUGAGGGACCCGAGAUGGGGGAGAGGGCAGGAGACAGCUGGCGAAGAUCCAUUGGUGGCCGCGAAAUACGCCGUGGCGUACGUUAGAGGGCUCCAGGGGGAUAGUGAAGCAGGGGAGAUCAAAAGGGACGGCCGUCUCAUGGCCUCCGCUUGCUGCAAGCACUACACUGCGCACGACUUGGACAACUGGAAAGGCGUCUCCCGCUACGCAUUCGAUGCCAAAGUGACGAAGCAAGAUAUGGCGGAUACGUUCCAGCCGCCGUUCAAGGCGUGCGUGGAGCAAGGCAAGGCAAGCGGCAUAAUGUGCGCGUAUAAUCGUGUCAAUGGCGUUCCAAGCUGUGCUGAUCAAAAUCUUUUAACUAAAACUGUUCGACAACAAUGGGGUUUUCAGGGGUACAUUGCGUCGGAUUGCGACGCUGUUGCUAUAAUACAUGAUGUGCAAGGCUACGCCAAAGAGCCAGAAGAUGCAGUCGCAGCUGUGCUUAAAGCUGGUAUGGAUGUGAAUUGCGGCAGCUACUUGGCAAAAUUCACAAAAUCAGCUGUGGAAAAGAACAAAGUAUCAGAAGGUGAUAUAGACAGAGCCCUUAGCAAUCUCUUCUCCAUCAGAAUGAGACUAGGACUUUUUAAUGGCGAUCCAAGACAACUCGAAUACGGAAGCAUCAAUGGCAGCUAUGUCUGCAGCAAAGAGCACCAAGAGCUCGCCCUCCAAGCUGCACAAUCCGGCAUCGUCCUCCUCAAAAACGACGGCGCCCUCCUCCCCCUAUCCAAGAACUCAACCAAGUCUCUGGCUAUCAUAGGCCCCAAUGCCAACACUUCAGACACAUUCGUUGGAAACUACGAAGGCUAUCCAUGCAAGAGCAUCACAAUUCUUCAAGCACUUGAAAAUCUAUACAGCAUCACCACCAAGUUUGAUCAGGGCUGUGACUUUGCUAACUGCACUUCAGUUUCCACUGAUAAAGCAGUGGCCAUCGCCAAAGAGGCAGAUCAUGUUGUCCUAGUCAUGGGAUUGGAUCAGACGUUGGAGAGGGAGAAGCUCGAUAGGCUCGAGCUGGGCCUCCCUGGAUAUCAAGAGGAUCUUAUCACAGCCGUUGCAGCCGCUGCAAAAAGACCUGUUGUCUUAGUGCUUCUAUGUGGAGGCCCCGUUGAUAUCUCCUUUGCCAAACAGAAUCCCAAAAUCGCGAGCAUUCUGUGGGCCGGGUAUCCAGGAGAAGCCGGAGGAGUUGCAGUGGCUCAAACUCUGUUUGGAGACAACAAUCCAGGCGGUAAACUACCGGUUACUUGGUAUCCAAAAGAGUUCAGCAAAGUAGAAAUGACAGAUAUGAGGAUGAGGCCUGAUCCUUCUCAAGGGUAUCCGGGGCGAACCUACAGAUUCUACACCGGUCCAAAAGUUUAUGAAUUCGGUUAUGGUCUCAGCUACACUAACUAUACUUACAAGUUCGUCUCAGUCAGUCAUGACAGCCUCUUUCUGAAUGGUUCAUUGUAUGUAAAUGCCGUUAAGAGAUCUGGAUCUUCUCAGUCGAUAUCUAUAUCAAAACUAGGAAGCAACGCCUGCAAGAGCAUCAAGGUUUCAGCUCAAGUGAGAGUCACCAAUCACGGAGACAUGGCUGGUAAGCAUCCGAUGUUAUUGUUUGUUAGAAGCAACAACACGAAAAGUGGUGAUACGGCGAGACAAUUGGUUGGAUUCAAGACUGUGAGAUUAAGUCCGGGAAAGACUAAAGAUGUUGGAUUUGAUAUGAAUCCCUGUGAGAGUUUUAGCCAUGCUGAUGAAGAUGGAGCACUGGUUAUUGAGGAGGGCACCCUCUACUUAGGCGUGGGGGAUGAUGAACACCCUAUUAAUGUUGUAAUCUAAUGUUGAAUUCUUCAUGAUGUAAUACCAAUUUUCUGGCCUUUUGAAACUACUUCUGAGUUAGUUUGCUGCUACAGAAAAAGAAUGGAAGAUUGGAAGUGACUGAAUGUGAGCCCUAACCGAAAUUUAAUUAAUUAAUGGUCCCAUCAUAGUAUUCAACAUUA
This is a messenger RNA of Salvia miltiorrhiza (redroot sage), 2747 nucleotides long. RefSeq names its product probable beta-D-xylosidase 7. Gene Ontology annotation, molecular function: alpha-L-arabinofuranosidase activity; xylan 1,4-beta-xylosidase activity. The transcript is spliced from 6 exons. Lineage: Eukaryota; Viridiplantae; Streptophyta; Magnoliopsida; Lamiales; Lamiaceae. Gene Ontology annotation, cellular component: plant-type cell wall. Gene Ontology annotation, biological process: arabinan catabolic process; xylan catabolic process. The record is from RefSeq and is a predicted model, not a curated record. The coding region runs from base 232 to 2586 and encodes 784 amino acids.